AUGGGAGAUUUAUUGCCAUUCGCUUACCCGGAGAUGCUCAAGGCGAGUUUUCCGGAGAUGUUCAAGGAGAGGUCCACGGCCACUGAUGUGCAGGUCAAGCUGCGGCGGGUCAAUCCGGAGCCCACGGACAGUGUCUAUGGAAAAAUCGCUGCGUUCAUUAGAGAUAAGGACAGGAACAGCGCUUCCUUCCAAGUUGGGAGCAUGCUCUUCACACGUACAGAGAGGAGUAGUCAGAAUGUUGGCUGCUUGGAGACAAGGCUUGAGCUGGUGAGGUCUAUUGUUCUGGUGCCCUCUGGUUGGGAACUUCAAGUACGGUUGGACCUGUAUAUUAAAACUGGCAACAACGGCGAGGUCAUCAAUUUGACUCAUGAUCUCGACUUCGACAAAGCUACGAAACGAGCUACGAAAAGCUGCUUUGGUGCCAAAGGUGACGAAGUGGAGGUCACCGCCUCCUGGUGUAGUAAGGUACGAAAUGAAGAUAUUGGCAAGCAACUGAGUCCCCCAGUGGAGGUCGAAAUGGAGUAUGACCAAUAUCUAACUAUAGUCUACACCAUCGGAGAUGAACUCUCGUUCACUGAAUUCAUAAUGGUUCUACGUCGCAUCCUCGCUGACCAUCCCGACCGUGAGGAUAUCUUGGAUAAGCACCCCAGAUUGUUAAAUCUCUCGUCCACCGGAGAUCACCCUGUGCUCGCCAAGCAGCGUGGUCGACAGCCGAAGAGGUGGCUCCACAUCAAGCUUAAAGUGGAGGGCAAGGAGGCCGCCUGCUGGACAACCCUGAUCAUGCGGGAUGACAACUUGUACAUCUGUGGCUUCAUGAACAAGCAAGGAGUGUAUGGGCUUGUCGACAAUGAGAAGAGCGAGCAGAUGUUCCCAAAAAAAUACUAUGAUAAGGAUGUGCAACGCCUAGAAUGGACCGUCCAUUACAAAUCCAUUCUGGGAGCUGGAAGUCAAAAGGAAGUCAUAAACAAACUGGAUAGCGCGCAUCUGGGCAAGACCUUCGCCGAGCACGCCGUGGAGAUGCUCUCGGGCUACACAGAAAAUUGUAAGGAGGAUGGCGCCAGGAGGGCUCUGGCAGGUCUGAUUGUCAUGAUCUGCGAGUCCGCAAGGAUGAAUCCUCUCCAUGACUCCAUGGUAGCUGGAUGGAGCAAUGGCACGGGAUUCACCAAGCAACUGAUGCGUUACGUGUGGGGUUAUUAUGGAAAAAAAUCGGAGGAGCUGCGGGCGUGGAAGAGUGGAGGGUACGUCCAAACGCCACAGGUACCGCACCCUAUCGAGGAGCUACAAGCCAUUUACCUCGUGCUCAACACCCGUCCACCUAAUAAAGAUAAAAACAAUCAACUUGGGAACCCCAGCAGCGCCGGUAACGAUGGUGAUUAUUUUACUAAGAAGCCCGGCAGCACCAGCACUGGCAGAGGUCGCGGCCAUCCUAGAGAAAGCCGAGGGGGCCGCAAUAAUGGUGGCAGCGCUAGCAGCUCGCACAAAAGCAAGAGGGACUACAACAACAAAGGUAGCAGUGGCGGCCAGCAACGCCAACGCAAGAAGCCCUGCAACGAUGGCAGCGGAGGGGGUCCUGCUAGCAAAUCCGAUUCGAGGAGGCUAGCGACGCUGCCAGCGGUGGCGGCCGUGAUAGGAAUUCAGAGCAGGCUAGCGAUGCCGACAGCGGAGGUAGCCCUGAUAGCCAAUCCGCGGAGUCCGGUGAUGCCGGCAGCUCUGGUGGGUCUGAGGAGACCGGCGACUCCGGCUCUAGUGGUAGUGGAGGCAACAGCAGUGGCCAACCCGGGGACGGGGAGGCUGAUGACGACGCUCAGUGCCUUGGUAGCCCCCGGGUGGAGCUGCUGUCCAUGCGUGCAGACCUUGGGGUCAAAGGCACGAAAAUCAUCGUCUUUGACGGGAUACGAGGCCAGAUCAUCUACACCAAGGAGGAACAAGGAGAACAGGUACAAUAAUGUCUGUCUGGGGACAAUGGUGGAUCUAGUGCUGACUGGACCCUACAAAGGCAUCUCGGCGUACGGGUGCUUUGCCAUUAGUAUUGACAUCCCAGCCCCUGCUGCGGGUAGCAGCGGUGAUCCUAUCCAAUGGGAAUGGGACUGCUACGACCCGAAGUACGCAACCCAAGUUGAUAAACCACCCGUGAGCCACACCAUCGGCAACGUAGCUGAGGUGACCUACGCGGUAAUGUCCAACGCCCGGGAGGCCACGGUGAAGCAGGUCAAGCUACGACUCAAAGAUGGGCCCACCAGCCAUGGUGGCAUCAGUGGUGAAAUCACUGCGCCCAUUGAUGGUUUCAAAGACGAACACAAGAGCGUCCUCUUCAGGUGUGGCAGGGAAAAGGUUCAGCGUUUGUCCACUACCGACGACAACUCAUGUUUCCUUCUUCAGCUGGCGAGGAAUGUGGUUGCAGUGCCAUGCGGCAGUGCGCUUCACAUAGAGGUGAACCUCCAGAUUGAAACUGGCGAUGGCAAGAAAGUUGAAUUCAAUAAUGUUCGUCUCCGCUUCGCCAAUGGAAUUAGUUCGAGUAAAAGAAAAACUAGCGACGACGGUAACGAAGUCGAAGUUGAGGUCACCUGGUAUCCGGAGAUCACACGGCUGUACGAAACCCGAGAAGAGAUUGAUCAGCCAGAUAUAAAACUCCCAGCGGAGAUCACACGACCGGAGCAAACCAGAGAAGAGAUUGACCACCAGCCAGAAUUAAAUCUCCCAGCAGAGGACAAAAAGAUUUUUGGAAAUCUGGUUGAAGUAGUCCACACCAUCGGGGAUGAAGCGUCAUUCACUAAAUUCAUAAUGGAUCUACGUCGCAUUCUAGCCGAACACCCAGACCGUGAGGAUAUCUUUGAACUCCGCCCACUGCUCGCGAAGCAGCAUGCUGAACAACCGACGAGGUGGCUUCACGUCAAGCUGCAAGUGGAGAGCGAGGAAAUGUCGUCGACAACGCUACUGAUGCGGGAUGACAACUUGUACGUCUGUGGUUUCAUGAACCGGAUUGGAAUUCUUUUCAAGCUUGUCGACAACCAGGACAACGAAUCCUUCCUCCCUGAAGGAUUCCACCUCACCACAGACCUCAAGUUGGGCGUCAGUUACAAUUCCUUGCUGCAGGCCAAAAAUAGAGAUGAUGUCGUGAGAAAACUGACCGCGGCACAGCUAGGCAGUGGCUUCGCCAAGGACGCCGUGCGUGUGCUAUCGAGCCACCCGAAUAAGGUGGCCGGUAUCAGUAUGAGCAUCGAGGUGGCACUGGCGGGACUCAUCUUCAUAGUCUGCGAGUCCGCAAGGAUGAUCUCUGUUCACAAAUCCAUUGAAAAAGAGUGGAGCAACGGCAAGGCGUGGAAGAGUAGAAACUACACUCAACCGCACCGUGUUUCAGAGCUACAAGCCACUCACCUUGUGCUCAACACCUUGUGCUACAACCUACGUGAUGAUUACACCCAAGGCGAUAGCCGACCCCGAGUGGAACUGUUGGCCAUAAGUGCCGACCUUGGGGUCAUCGGCACGAAAAUCAUCGUCUUGGAUGGGAAACGAGGCCAAAUCAUCUACAGGCACGAGAAGCAAGGAGAACAGGGAAGAAUGGUAGAUUUGGUGUUGACUGGACACUACACAGUCAUCUCAGGGUACGGGUGCUUCGCCAUCAAAAUUGACAUCCCAGCUACCUCUCCCAUCAAAUGGGAAUGGGAUUGCUAUGACCCCAAGUACGCUGCCCAAGUCGACGGACCACCCGUGAGCCACAUUAUCUGCAAUCCACAUGACAACCGCGAGGUAGCAAAGGUGACCUAUGCGGUGAUGUCCCGCGCCCGGGAGGCCACGGUGCAAGUCAAGCUGCGGCUCAACAAUGGGCAUAGCCCUGAUGACGUCUCCGGUGAAAUCAGAGCCUUCGUCGGUGGCUUGAAAGUCCCGAUCGUCCUCUUAAGCCGUGCCCACCAAGGGAUGGGCCAGCGUUUCUCCUCUACGCACAAGGACUCAUGGUUUCUUCUUCAGCUGGCGAGGAAUGUGGUUGCGAUGCCAUGUGGUGAAAUGCUUCGCAUAGGGAUAGAUGUGGACCUGCAGAUUGAAACAUCCAAGAAACAUUUGAAGGCCGAUGUCUACAUAGAGGACGGGAUUCGGAGGCAAAUACUUGUAGUCGAUGGUUUCGAAGUUGAAGUGAACGUCAGCUGGUACCCAGAGGUCAACAUGCCUCCUGUGGGUCACCCUGAAUUGGUGUAUACCAUCGGAGAUGAUGAAAUGUCGUAUAUUAGGUUUAUAAUGGCUGUCCGUCGCAUUGUCGCCGACCACCAACAUUGCGAGGAUAUCUUGGGUGCCCACCCUGUCUCAAAUCUGCGCUUUACCCGACAACACCCACUGCUCUCCAAUCAUUACCGGGACAAAAGGUAUCUUUACGUCAAGCUUCAAGUGGCGGCCGAGGAAACGUCGACAAUCCUAAUAGCUAUCACGUCUGACGACUUGGUCGUCCAUGCCUUGAAUAACCGGAACGAAUUAGAAUAUUGGUACAGCAUUACAAGCUGGGGCUGCAGUUACGACCGUAUACUGCAGGUCAGCACCGCGGACUGGGAGAAAGUCGUGGAUAAACUGAACUCCGAGAGGCUGGGCAAAACCUCCGCGGUUAACGCCGUGCGGGUGCUCUCGCGCUUCAGCAAACGCAACCUAGUUUCCGCAAAUGGUGAGGCUGAGGCCAGGCUGGCACUAGUGCGCCUAAUGGUCAUGAUCUGCGAUUCCGCGAGGAUGAAUCCUGUUCUCGACGCCAUUGCUGGUGGCUGGAACAACGGGACCGGAUUCACCAAGCAACUCAUGGAUUACAUACGGUACUGGGAUCUCAUCUCAACCGCUCUGCGGGACUGGAGGGACAGCAGAUACCGUAGAUGGGAAAAAGAUGACAAUCUAGAGGGGAUCGGAAUCAAGAGCCCAGAAGAUGCACUAGACGUCGUUCACCUUUGUUCAGCUGAACGGAUGAAUCGUUCUUUGUCGCGAACGGACCUGCCAAGCAUGUCGUCGUUCUGGACCAUCAAUGUCUUCGACGGGAAACGAGGUCAAAUCAUCUACAGGAAAGAGGAGCAAGGAGUGGAAAAAGCUUCGAGCGGUGCAGCCCCUGCUGAAGCACUCCUGCAGCUCGCCCUUCCGUUUGUGUGUCGAGCACUGCUAGCAGCUCAUCGGUGCAGCCGAUGCUGGUCGGUUCCCCAGGUUGAGCCCCACCGCGUCUCUCUUUCUCUGCUGGAAUUUCCAGCCCUUGUGCCUGAGAAUUUCCGGCCCUACCGUGCUAUGUCUUCCGCGUCCUGCCUGUUUGAGCUUCGUUUUGCAUUCCGGUUCUUCUGUGGUGUCCACCAAAUUGGAGGAAUGGUCGAUUUGGUGCUGACUGGACCAUACACAAGGAUCUCGGUGGCGUACAGGUGCUUCGCCAUCAGAAUUGACAUGCCCCCACCGGCCACCGCUCCCAUGAAAUGGGAAUGGGAUUGCUAUGACCCCAAGUACGCUGCCCAAGUCGACGGAGAACCCGUGGGCCACAUUAUCUGCGCUCCACAUGACAACCGCGAGGUAGCAGAGGUGACGUUCGCGGUGAUGUCCAAUGCCCGGCAGGCCACUGUGCAGGUCAAGCUGCGGCCCAAAGAUGGGGCCAGCCGUGGUGGCAUCAUCAGUGGUGAAAUCACUGCGGUCAUCGAAGACUUCAAAGACGGAGACAAAAUCGAAGACAAACACAAGAGCGUCCUCUUCAGGCGUGCAAGGGAAAAGGGUCAGACAUUCCCCACUACCAAAGACAACUCAUGGUACCUUCUUCCGCUGGCGAGGAAUGUGGUUGUAGUGCCAUGCGGUAGUGCUCUUGACAUUGAGGUGAAGCUCCAGAUUGAAACUGACGACAGCAAGCAAGUUCCAUUGAAUGUUCCUCUCAGCUUCGAUAAUGGAAUUUGUUCGAGUAAAACUGGCAACGGCAAGGAAGUCGAAGUCCAAGCGGAAGUCACCUGGUACCCGGAGAUUACACGGCUGGAGGAAACCCGAGAAGAGAUUGAGCAGCCAGAAUUAAAGCUCCCAGCACAGGACGAAAUGAUGUUUGGGAAGAUGGUUGAAGUAGUCCACACCAUCGGAGAUGAAGCGUCAUUCACUAAAUUCAUAAUGCAUCUACGUAGCAUUCUAGCUGAACACUCAGACCCUGAGGUUAUCUUUGAACUCCACCCAAUGCUCGCGAAGCAGCAUGCUGAACAACCGAAGAGGUGGCUCCACCAAGGAGGAGUCUGCUGUUAUGAGCUUCUCGACGACAACGAUGGCAGCGUCGGUAUGCUCCCAAAAGAUUACAAUCCCAAACACCUAGCCUGGGGCAUCAACUACAGGAACAUACUGGGUGUCGAUCGCAAAGAAGCAGUAGUGGAUAAACUGGAAUCCGCAAAGCUGGACAAGACCUUCAUGGUUAACGCCGUGCGAGUGCUGUCGAGGUGGAGCCACACUGCAUUUCGGAGCUGCAAGCCACGUACCUCGUGCUCAACACCUGGUUACCUGGCCGAGCCCGGGUGGAGCUGUUGGCCUUGUUCAUGCGUGGCGACCUUCUGGUGGAAGGCAUCAAAAUCGUUGUCUUUGAUGGCAAACGAGGCCAGAUUAUCUACACGGAGGAGCAAGGAAAAGAAGAGGAGAACCGGUAUAGGAGUACAUAAAUCAUGUCCAAUGCCGUGUGGAAUGGUCGAUUUGGUUCUGACUGGACCCUACAGGGGCAUCUUGGCGGAGUACGGGUGUUUCGCCAUCAAAAUCGACAUCCCAAGGACAACAUCUACUCGCAGCGGCAGCGACGAGCAUCCUCCCAGUAGAUGGGAAUGGAAUUGCGAUGACCCAAAUCACGCUGCUCAAGUGGAUACAAUGCAACCCGCCCACGGUAUCAUUAGUUCUCCAGACGGGCCCAAGGUAGCUGAGGUCACCUAUGCCAUGAUGUCAGAUGCCCGGGAGGCCACUGUGCAGGUCAGGCUACGACUCAAAGGUGGGAACAUCGCCAGUUGCGUCAGCAGUGGUAAAAUCACCGCCCUCAUCGAUGGCUUCGACGUCCCGAGCGUCCUCCUCAACUGUUACUCAGAGGCAACGGGUUGUCGGUGUUUGUUGACUACUUCAACCGCUGGAGACUCAUGGUUCCUUCUUCAGCUGGCGAGGAACGUGGUUGCAGUGCCAUGUUGUCGCGUGCUUCACAUAGAUGUGAACCUGCAGAUCAAAACUGACGACGGCAUGGGAAUUGAACUGAAAGCUCUUCUCAGCUUCGACAACAAUGGAAUCCGUUCGAGUAAAACUGACGACGGCAAUGAAGUCCAAGUGGAGGUCACCUGGUACCUUCUCAGCUUCGACAACAAUGGAAUCCGUUCGAGUAAAACUGACGACGGCAAUGAAGUCCAAGUGGAGGUCACCUGGUACCCAGAGCAAAUAACCAGUGAAGAGGCUGAUUUUAUUAGUGGUCCAUGGGACUGGGACUGGCUGCCGGAGCAAAUAACCAGUAAAGAGGCUGAUGAGAUUAGUACUCUGACAGAACAAAGUGGUCCAUCGGAGGUCACAACGGUGUCUGAGGAAUAUCAAACUGAAGUAGUUUACACCAUUGGAGAUGAUUUGUCGUUCCUUCCAUUCAUCAUGGAUCUACGUCGCAUCGCCGCCAACCACCGAGACCAACGCGAGGAUAUCUUGGAUCGUCACUCUAAUUCAAAUCUCCGAUCCACCCGAGAACACCCAUUGCUCCCCAAGCAGCGUGCUGGACAACCGGCGAGGCGGCUUCACACCACGAUGCUGUGGAGGGCGAUGAAACAUCCGUCCUCCGUCUCAUGGCUCCUCACCCAGAUCCUCCCUCCCUCCAUCUUCCCCUUUGCGCAGUGCAGGACAGCUAAGGCUGAAGCACCGACCAACCAGGGAGGCAACAGUAAACGAGCAAGCUACAACGGCAAGCACCAAGUACCUCAAAUUUUAAAUGUAGGAAGUGGUGGAAGCGGACAUGAACCUGCCCAUGCUGGAUUUGUUGUGCCAGGGAUGUUGACCGCUACUGUUUCUGGAGAUGUUUUCGCUUCUCCACCUGUUGAUUCUAUUUUAGCUGCUAUUCGAGUCAGAAUGGUCCCCACAGGGUGCCUUCUAAUAGUAAAGUUGUUUCCUGUAAACUUAUCCCGGAUAUACAACACUAGACUUGCAGUGAAAAAAUUAUCAUACAUGGGAAAGCAACAACAAUUUAAAAAUUAUGAGCAUGUUUCAGUUGGAGACUUCUACCUCCCCGCGUCAUACAUCAAAGGGAUCUGGUUAGAAGGUUGCAUAUUAAUGUCAUGUGGCUCGGAUAGGCUAGAGACUUGGAAUAGCCGGAAGGGCUCACAGGAUUGA
Molecule: messenger RNA, 8298 nt
Organism: Miscanthus lutarioriparius
Lineage: Eukaryota; Viridiplantae; Streptophyta; Magnoliopsida; Poales; Poaceae
Source: the annotation of a GenBank genome assembly